Messenger RNA from Monoraphidium neglectum, 471 nucleotides. RefSeq lists its product as hypothetical. The record is from RefSeq and is a predicted model, not a curated record. The transcript has 3 exons. Bases 1 to 471 code for a protein of 156 amino acids. Lineage: Eukaryota; Viridiplantae; Chlorophyta; Chlorophyceae; Sphaeropleales; Selenastraceae.
AUGAUCGUGGAGGGCUUCCCCGCGUGGCAGGUGCUCCUGGUCGACCUACGCUGCCAUGGCGAGAGCGCCGCCGCCGCCGGCGGCGCGCCGGCGCCGGGGCCGCACAGCGUCGACGCGGCGGCGCGCGACAUUCUCGAGCUGCUGCGGGCCCGCCGCGUGUUCCCGCACAUGCUGAUCGGCCACUCCUUCGGCGGCAAGGUCGUCAUGUCAAUGGCGCGCCAGUUCGGCGGCGGCGGCGGCGCGCGGCUGCCGCGGCCGGUGCAGGUGUGGGUGCUGGACGCCUUGCCGGGGGAGGUCCGCGCCGGCGGCGGCGUGGACGGCGCGGCGGACCGCCCGGGGGAGCUCAUAGCGGCGCUGCAGCGGCUGCCGCUGCCGCUGGCUGGGAGGGCAGACCUCAUUGAUUACAUGACCGCCCGCGGCUUCAGCCUGCCCGUCGCGCGCUGCCACGCGGCGGGGGGCGGCCGCAGCUGA